CAUCGGAUCUUCCCCGCGCGCGCAAGGGAGUCAGAACCUGGAUGCCGGACCCUCACGUCGACAACUGCCUAAUGAAAGCCGUGCAGCUUGAAAUCUGGUAGAGCUACUCUAACAACUCGGGAUGGCGCUCGUUCUUGUUUCAAGCCACCAACUAAUCAGCUUUCUCGGUCUUCCUCGAUCCUUCAAGACUUUGAUAUAUCAGUUUUUCCUUACUGCUCGUGCCCUGCUAGCAUGCUUCGGUGCCCCGGCUGCGCCGCUUAAACAGACGAAUCAGAGGGAUAGAUCUGUCCAUCUCAUCGGCUUGGACCCGCUAUCUUUACCGCCGGAUGCCGGUAUUCUUCUGCCGAUACUAGUUGCGUCUUCAGACACGACAUACCCCUUGACACUUUUGUUCGCAAUCGGGAUGCAGAAGAAGCGCCUCACCUUGAUCUUCAUGUCUGUUUCUGUAGAGCCUACAGAUUUCUGAAUGAGAGUAUAUUGUCCAAGAAGCAGCGGUGAAGGAUAUGACGCAUGCCACUGGUGCUCAAACUGGAAGAUUCUGGGCGGUUGCGUGACUGGAAGAAGAUCUGGAAGG
Messenger RNA from Aureobasidium pullulans EXF-150, 574 nucleotides. RefSeq lists its product as uncharacterized. Bases 122 to 466 code for a protein of 114 amino acids. The record is from RefSeq and is a predicted model, not a curated record. The transcript has a single exon. NCBI's taxonomy places the organism in Eukaryota, Fungi, Ascomycota, Dothideomycetes, Dothideales, Saccotheciaceae.